AUGUCCCUUCCAAGUACCUUCAAGCGGGCUGUCUUUCGGUCUGCGGGAGCUCCCCUCGAGAUCGAAGAGAUAUCUCUUACUGCCCCAGGCCCAGGUGAGCUGCUUGUGAAGGUCGAGGCCUGUGGAGUCUGUCACUCGGACACAUUCGCGCAGAAAUUUGGUAUGGGAGGAUCAUUCCCUAUUGUUCCCGGCCAUGAGGUGAUCGGCCGCGUUGCUGCUGUCGGAGAAGGAGUCCAAGACUGGAAGAUCAAAGAUCGAGUCGGAGGCGGUUGGCAUGGAGGACAUGAUGGUAUAUGUAACGCGUGUAAACACGGGUACUAUCAGAUGUGCAGCAACAAGGCUAUCAACGGAAUCUCCAAGAACGGUGGAUACGCCGAAUACUGCCUUCUACGUGCUGAAUCUGCCGUCCGGGUUCCCGAGGGCGUUGACGCCGUCAAGUACGCGCCUAUUCUCUGCGCCGGAGUGACGGUCUUUAACUCUAUGCGCCGCAUGAAUAUCACGCCUGGUUCAACUGUGGCUGUUCAGGGCCUAGGUGGCUUGGGACACUUGGCUGUUCAGUAUGCAAACAAAUCCGGAUAUCGGGUAGUCGCUUUGUCCAGAGAUGCGAGCAAGGAGCAAUUUGCUCGCGAGCUGGGAGCGCAUGAAUACAUUGACGGAAGCAAGCAGGAUCUUAGCCAGGCAUUGCAGGAACUAGGCGGGGCGUCCUUGAUUGUUUCGACUGCGCCGUCUGCGAGUGUCAUUACCCCUUUGCUCAAGGGACUGGGGAUUCUAGGCAAGCUGUUGAUUCUGUCUGUGCCGGGAGAGGUUCCGCUGGAUAUUACCGUCAUGAUCAACAAUGGUCUCUCCGUGCAUUCGUGGCCGAGUGGUCAUGCUACGGAUUCAGAGGAAGCCAUUGCUUUUACGCAGCUGGCGGGUGUCAAUUGCAUGGUUGAAAGCUUCCCGCUGGAAAAGGUCCAGGAGGCUUAUGAAGCCAUGCUGCACAACAAAGUCCGAUUCCGCGCUGUGAUUACAUUUUAA
Messenger RNA from Aspergillus ochraceoroseus IBT 24754, 1017 nucleotides. RefSeq lists its product as uncharacterized. NCBI's taxonomy places the organism in Eukaryota, Fungi, Ascomycota, Eurotiomycetes, Eurotiales, Aspergillaceae. The record is from RefSeq and is a predicted model, not a curated record. The transcript has 6 exons. Gene Ontology annotation, molecular function: oxidoreductase activity; zinc ion binding. Bases 1 to 1017 code for a protein of 338 amino acids.